UGAUCGAUGAUGAUUAUAAUACAUCGGAGAAGAAAUUCAUUUUGAUAAAAUAUACUAAACUGGCAAAAUAUUAUUUUUUAACCGCAUUUAUAUCGAUGACCCUUGCCAUUGGAUUGUAUUUCAUCGUCGGGAUAUUACCGAACAUAAAAAUCGCAAUAAGAAACUCAUCUUUGGGUUACACCCUACCGUAUAAAACUCGAGUUAUUAUCAACAUAGAUGACACUAAGGUCUACUUUUGUGUUUGCCUCUAUCAGAUGUUAAUGGUUCCGAUUAUUAUAAUUGGUUACGUUGGAUUCGAUUGUUUAUUUACACAUCUGGCUUUUCAUAUUUCGGCACAAUUUGGAAUUCUCAGCUGCAGGGUCAGAGAAAUUCUCGAUGACUGUAAUAGUUUUCAAUUUAAUAUGAAGGCACUGGUAUUUCGACAUUAUAAAUUGAUAAGGCAAGCAGAAACUUUGGAAGAUAAUUUUAGUGUAAUGAUAUUACAACAAUUGAUGGGAACUACGUUCCAUCUUUGUAUAUCAGGUUACUAUGCACUUAUAGGUUCCGUAAAACAAGAAGGACUAACACUCACCUUAUUCAUAGCAUACGCCUUUAGCGUCUUGAGUACACUAUUUAUUUAUUGUUACAUCGGCGAGUGUCUCAUUCAGGAAAGUACGAGUCUGAGCAACGCAUUUUAUCGUUACGAGUGGUAUAACAUUUCACCGAUCAAUCUGAAAAUGAUUUAUAUUUGCAUGCUACGUAUGAAGAAACCACAACAACUGACUUCUGGUAAAUUUUUCGUCUUAUCAUUGGCCACUUUUACCGAUAUUAUUAAAACAUCGAUGGGAUAUCUCUCUCUACUACGAAAUGUUCUAUAAAGAUUUUUUUUGUUCACUUAUUAAUAAAAUCACUUUUUCUUUUCGCAAUAAUUCAGUAUAAAUAUCGUUUUCAAUCGAUUUCAAUCGAUUUUCUUACAAGAAAGAAAGAAGAAAAAAAAUUGAUACAUAGAUAUGUUCCAGAUCAUUUAUUAAGACGUUUUCAAUUUUCGACUAAAUAUUUCUUAAACUGAAACAAUCAAGUUGAAAUUGAAUCUCUUUUUCAAUCAAUUAUUAAUCAGUUUAGUCAACCAGUUCUGUACGAUCAGUUUGACUUUAA
Messenger RNA from Vespula vulgaris, 1134 nucleotides. RefSeq names its product odorant receptor 10a-like. The transcript has 6 exons. Gene Ontology annotation, biological process: detection of chemical stimulus involved in sensory perception of smell; sensory perception of smell. Lineage: Eukaryota; Metazoa; Arthropoda; Insecta; Hymenoptera; Vespidae. Gene Ontology annotation, molecular function: olfactory receptor activity; odorant binding. The coding region runs from base 96 to 857 and encodes 253 amino acids. The record is from RefSeq and is a predicted model, not a curated record. Gene Ontology annotation, cellular component: plasma membrane.